This is a messenger RNA of Haliotis rufescens (red abalone), 1516 nucleotides long. Its product is annotated as neurocalcin homolog. The record is from RefSeq and is a predicted model, not a curated record. The transcript has 3 exons. Gene Ontology annotation, molecular function: calcium ion binding. Bases 321 to 932 code for a protein of 203 amino acids. NCBI's taxonomy places the organism in Eukaryota, Metazoa, Mollusca, Gastropoda, Lepetellida, Haliotidae.
AUAUCUCGGUUACGCAUGCCUGCCUGCGCUCAGGGGCUGACACUCGACACCGACUAGGGUAACCUACUCGUUGUCUCGUUACGUUCCCAUCUCGCUGGAAUACCUUCUCGGAGAAUUGUCAAGUUCGUUACGUGUUAUACCUGUGCAUACAAUGUCACCCUGGCUUAGCGAUUUAUGACAUAAUUUGAAACUGUCCUUGAGAAGGAAAGAAAAUUGCGGGCAGUUGCACAGAUCCUGUGUUGGUUGCUGAUGAGAGUCUAAAGCCAUACGACACCUACACCCGCACGUGUUGGAGACGAGCAGCCAAACAGAUAUCCAAUAUGGGACAAAAAGUCAUGAAGACCAAACUUUUACCUUCCGACAUAGAUGACAUUAAAUCUCGAGUUAGCUUCACUGAUAUCGAAAUCCAUGAUUGGUAUGAAGAAUUCAAGAAAAGUGCUCGUGUCGAGAAAGGGAAGGAAUUCUUAACUGAGAAAGAGUUUAUUUCUGUCUACAACAAGGUGUUCCCCGGAGACUGCUCGGAUUACGUCCGACACAUUGUACGGACAUUUGACACUGAUGGCAAUGGAAGGAUUAGUUUUCGCGAGUUCCUGAUCGGUCUCAACGCGAGCGGAAGUGACGACUUUGACAAAAACCUGAGAUGGGCGUUUGAUGUUUAUGACAUAAGCCAGAACGGGAAGAUAUCCAAAUCGGAAAUGGAAGAAAUAGUUAAGUCUGUGUACAAGAUGAUGGACUUCAGUCGCGUUCAUCUUCCACCUGAGUACGCCACACCUGGUGACGUCGUCGAGAAGAUGUUCAAGGCCAUGGACAAGGACCAUGACGACAACAUCACGUGGGAGGAGUUCCGUGAAGGUGUAAUGACGGACUCGUUCCUGCUCCACCUUGUACAGUGUAACCCUCCCCAUGAUCCCGGGGACCAGCAUGGGGACUAACAUGGGGACCAGACAGUGCUCAGUUAGUGACGGACACCAGAUUGACCAUGUCUUGUUGCAUUCCCAGACAGACGCGCAGUUAGCUGCUCUUUAUUUUUUAAAUAGCUUUUUUGUAAUUAACAACCACCAGCUUCGUAUGGACGUCUCGAUGCAUUAAACGCUCCCCGUGAUCCCGGGGACCCAAAUGGGGACUAACAUGUGGACCAGACAGUGCUCAGCUAGUGACGGACACCAGCCUGACCAUGUCUUGUUGCAUUUACAAACAGGCGUGCAGUAAGCUGGUCUUUAUUUUAAAAUAGCUUUUUCGUAACUAACAACCACCAGCUUCUUAUGGACGCCCCGAUGUAUUAAACGUAAAACGCUAAUGUGUAUAUAUUUGCAAACGUCACAUCCCUGCUUCUAAACAGGCCAACUGUCUCAGAUAUCCAUGAUUCCCAGAUUCAUUUACUCCAGACUUACAUAAUGAUCAUAAUAUACAUAUACAGUGUUAAUGUAUAGCAUUAACACAGUCCAUGGUAUGUUUCCAUUGUUGCUUCAACCGCUCAUGUCAUGUCACAAACAGACAAUAAACAGUAUCAUUAAUU